AUGUCGACGAACCACCACCACCACGCCACCACCGACGCCUUGGUCCCGCCAUUGGACACCGCUGCCAACCACCACGCCAUCGCCGAAGGCGACGCCGACGGCAAACCCCACCACCACGGCGGCCACGCGGGGCAACACCCGCACAACUUCAAGGAGAAGCUCAGCUUCGCCGUCGACUCGGUGGAGAACAAGAUCGAAGAUGCCGCCAAGUAUGUAGGUGAGCUGGUUGCUGGUAAGGAGUCUGGUUCUGCCCACGAGUUUUAG
Molecule: messenger RNA, 264 nt
Organism: Diutina rugosa
Lineage: Eukaryota; Fungi; Ascomycota; Pichiomycetes; Serinales; Debaryomycetaceae
Exons: 1
Coding region: 1-264 (87 amino acids)
Source: RefSeq, a predicted model, not a curated record